AUGGAUAUGAGACCAACCGUAUCAGCCGAACAACGCGCAUUUGUGGAUAAGGCACUACUACCAUCCAUUCGUCAAGUUCAAGAUACGAGCAGGUUCUCAGUGUGUCUGGACUUUGCAAAUGCUGCCAGAAAUGGUGUAGGCCGUGCCCUCAAUAAAAUGGUUACUGAAGAUUUGCAAUCUUUGAUAAAUGCAAUGCGAUGUGCCAUUAGGGUCAACAACUUGAUUGGUUUCGACGACUUCUUUUUGGUGUUGUACUCUCACAGGAUCAAGAUUCAUAUCCCCAUGCCCAUUCCUGCUGGUCAUAAUGGUAGCUUGGUGGAAUAUGGCCUUCGUCAUCAGCAUAUCGAUUUCGCUUUGGUAGAUCACUUUAAUCUUUACGUUGAUUUGGCGUUGUCUUUCAAGCUCGUACAGCAUCAUCCAGAAGGUGUAACUGGUUUGUGGGUCAAUUAUGAAAACUUGGUUGUUUCUUUGACAGAGACCCAAGUAUUGGUCGUUUUCUAA
Messenger RNA from Mucor velutinosus, 501 nucleotides. RefSeq lists its product as uncharacterized. The record is from RefSeq and is a predicted model, not a curated record. The transcript has a single exon. The coding region runs from base 1 to 501 and encodes 166 amino acids. Lineage: Eukaryota; Fungi; Mucoromycota; Mucoromycetes; Mucorales; Mucoraceae.